CGACGAGCAGGUCUGCGGGUCUCAGGUACGGGGAGGAUUCCUGGGGCUCCUGUAGCGGCCGCUGUGUGGGUUUCUCUUUACUGUAAUAGACUGAGUCGCUUAGAACACCUGUCGUAUCCCUGAACGUGCAUCAUGGGUAGGAAGUUAGACCCCCUUAAGAAAGCGCCCCGGGGACCCGGCCGGAAAUCAAGAAAGCAGCCUGGAGCCGAGAACGAGCUGAGCAAAGUCCUGAGUGACGACUCCGAAGUAAAGCGCCUGUCCAGCCGCGGUAGAAAGAGAGCAGCAAAGAGGCGACUAGUGAAAGAACAGAAACCGAAGCCAAGUAGACCAGAGGCGAAGCAGAACGGUAACGUACACGCUGUCCUGAAAGAGAAGAUAAAACGGCCUGGGUUCAGCGAUGAUAAUGCCGAGUGGCUGAAACCUGCUAAGAGACCGAAGACGGAGGAGGAGGAGGAAGAGGAUGAUGAUGAUGAAGAUGAAGAGAAGGAGAUGGAGGAAGAACUCAGUGACCAAGAGGUAGACAGUGGAGAUGAGGAAGCUGGAAAUCUUGAAGAAGAGGAUGAUGAUGAUGAAGAGGUGGAGGAUAAUGAGGAGGAGGAGAGUGGAGAUGAUGAACCUGCUAAAAAGCUGGAGCUUUCCGACAGUGAUGAUCUGGAAGAUGACUAUGGAGCCUCCUCAGAGGAUGAUGAUGAUGAUGAUGGUGACGAUGAUGAUCUUCUUCCAAUUGAGAAAGCCGCUGAGAAACAGAAGAAAAAGAGUAAAAGGGAGAAGACUGAUGACGAACCAGACAUUCAGCUCAAUGUGGAGGCUGAUGAGCAUUUUACCCUGCCAACCACAGAGGAAAUGGACAACCAACUCUCCGGACCCCUGGACCUUACCAGCGUGCAGGAACGGAUUAAGGAUAUCGUAACUGUUUUACAAGAUUUUUCCAAACGUGCAGGACCGCAUUCAAGGCAGGAAUACCUUACUGUGCUCCGCCGGGAUCUCGCCACAUACUACAGUUAUGGUGACUACAUGAUUGAAAUGCUCAGUGACCUGUUUCCAGUGUCAGAGUUGGUUGACUUCCUUGAAUCCUGUGAGGUUCAGCGUCCAGUAACCAUCAGAACCAACACUUUAAAGACCAGAAGACGUGACCUGGCACAGGCUCUUAUAAACCGUGGGGUCAAUUUGGAUCCACUUGGCAAAUGGUCAAAGACAGGGCUGGUCAUUUAUGAUUCCUCUGUGCCAGUUGGCGCCACUCCUGAGUAUCUGGCUGGACAUUACAUGCUGCAGGGAGCAUCCAGUUUGUUACCAGUCAUUGCUUUAGCUCCUCAAGAAAACGAGCGGGUCCUGGACAUGUGCUGUGCUCCUGGCGGGAAGACCAGUUAUAUGGCCCAACUGAUGAAGAACACGGGGGUUGUUGUCGCCAAUGACAUGAACGCCGAGCGCCUCCGCAGCGUGGUGGGAAACUUGCACAGACUGGGAGUCACAAACUGUAUAAUCUGCAAUUAUGAUGGGCGGCAAAUCCCUAAGGUUCUUGGAGGAUUUGACCGGGUGCUCCUGGAUGCUCCGUGCAGCGGAACUGGCAUCAUCAGCAAAGACCCAGCUGUGAAAACUAACAAGAACGCACAAGACAUCCAGAGGUGCGCCCACAUACAGAAGGAGCUGAUCCUGAGCGCCAUUGACUCUCUGGAUGCCCAGUCUUCUAGUGGAGGAUACCUUGUCUAUUGUACUUGCUCCAUCACAGUGGAGGAGAAUGAGUGCGUGGUGGAUUACGCCCUGAAGAAGAGAAACGUCAAACUUGUACCAACGGGUCUGGACUUUGGCAAAGAAGGAUUUGUGAGAUUCAAGGAGAGGCGAUUUCACCAGUCUCUGCGCCUGGCAUGCCGGUUUUACCCUCACACUCACAACAUGGACGGCUUCUUCAUCGCCAAACUGCGCAAAUUUUCAAACACCAUCCCAUCUACUAAAGAAGGAGAAAAAUCUGGUGCUGAGCAGACUGAGAAGAAAGAAGUAGAAGAGAAGAAAGCAAACCCCAAACCUGCACCCCAGGCGCAGAAGAAGGGGCAGAAGACCCCGCCACCGAAACCAGGGCAGAAGACCCCGCCACCGAAACCAGGGCAGAAGACCCCGCCACCGAAACCAGGGCAGAAGGCCCCGCCACCGAAACCAGGGCAGAAGACCCUGCCACCGAAACCAGGGCAGAAGACCCCGCCGACGAAACCAGGGCAGAAGACCCCGCCGACGAAACCAGGGCAGAAGACCCCGCCGACGAAACCAGGGCAGAAGGCCCCACCACCGAAACCAGGGCAGAAGACCCCGCCGAUGAAACCAGGGCAGAAGACCCCGCCGAUGAAACCAGGGCAGAAGACCCCGCCGAUGAAACCAGGGCAGAAGACCCCGCCGAUGAAACCAGGGCAGAAGACCCCGCCGACGAAACCAGGGCAGAAGACCCCGCCGACGAAACCAGGGCAGAAGACCCCACCAUCUGAUCUGGGGCAGAAGACACCCUUAACAGAACCAGGGCAGAAGACACCCUCAACAGAACCAGGACAGUCCCCAGAAUCGGGCCAGUCCGCACAAAAAACUAAGGAAAAGAAGCGUCUGAAGUAUAUAAAAAAUCAGAAGAGGUUGCUGAAGAGGCAGAAGCUUUUAUUAAAGAAGAAGAAAGAGAAAAAGAAGAGUAAAUAGUAUAACAGCAUCCUCCAGACCCCGACCAGCAUCUCCUGUUCUGCACUGGUCCCAGUUCAGUGCUGUUCCACCCUCCUGGAUGAGCAGGCACGCGCUGGACUCCACGACAUGACAGCGUAUGGUCUCCGUAUGUGCAAGGUGCUCUCCACUCGUGGACUCUGAUGCUCUGCAAGAGCUUGGACAACUAUCCUGUGCGGCUGAGAUGUUCUCAUCUUCUCCGUUCCGUGAGCUCUCGGCUGAUUUUGUCAUUUGUGACUGUUUUAUUAUAAAUUGGAUACAAACGA
Bufo gargarizans (Asiatic toad) is the source of this 2954-nucleotide messenger RNA. RefSeq names its product NOP2 nucleolar protein (gene NOP2). The record is from RefSeq and is a predicted model, not a curated record. The coding region runs from base 133 to 2670 and encodes 845 amino acids. The transcript is spliced from 17 exons. NCBI's taxonomy places the organism in Eukaryota, Metazoa, Chordata, Amphibia, Anura, Bufonidae. Gene Ontology annotation, molecular function: RNA binding; rRNA (cytosine-C5-)-methyltransferase activity. Gene Ontology annotation, biological process: maturation of LSU-rRNA; rRNA base methylation. Gene Ontology annotation, cellular component: nucleolus.